This is a messenger RNA of Cannabis sativa, 789 nucleotides long. RefSeq names its product sphinganine C4-monooxygenase 2-like. Gene Ontology annotation, biological process: lipid biosynthetic process. Gene Ontology annotation, molecular function: oxidoreductase activity; iron ion binding. NCBI's taxonomy places the organism in Eukaryota, Viridiplantae, Streptophyta, Magnoliopsida, Rosales, Cannabaceae. The record is from RefSeq and is a predicted model, not a curated record. The transcript is spliced from 2 exons. The annotation marks the transcript as partial.
AUUGUUGCUGAUGAAAUAUUGGGAAUUUUUGUCCCAAUUCUAGUUUACUGGGUAUAUUAUGGAAUGUACCUUCUUCUGGAUUUAAAAAUAGAUGAAAAUUAUAGAUUACAUACAAAAAGAGAUGAGAUGGAGAAGAAUACAGUGGACAAAUCAACUGUCAUAAAAGGUGUUCUCCUUCAACAGUUCAUACAAGCAAUCACAACAACCAUAUGUUAUAUGGUAAGAAAAUAUAUAUACAUAAUUAAGGUUAAUCGAAAGGGUGGUGAUGAUGUUGAUGGAGAUGAUAAUAAUGAUGAAAGGUCUAUGGUGAUGACAAUUAUUAUUUUGGGAUGGCAAUGGGGUAUUGCUAUGCUGGUUGUGGACACAUGGCAAUAUUUCAUGCACCGCUAUAUGCAUCAGAACAAAUAUUUGUACAAAUAUAUUCACUCCCAACACCACCGGCUGGUGGUGCCUUACGCAUUUGGAGCUCUGUACAAUCAUCCUUUGGAAGGGCUUUUGGUGGACACAAUGAGCGGAGCAUUGUCAUUUUUUGUGUCUGGUAUGUCACCUAAAACGUCAAUAUUUUUCUUCUCCUUCGCCACUAUCAAAGCCAUCGAUGACCAUUGCGGGUUAUGCCUUCCUUGGAAUCCAUUUCAUAUCAUCUUCAAAAACAACACUCUUUAUCACGAUGUGCACCAUCAAUUAUAUGGCAACAAGUUCAACUUUUCCCAACCCUUUUUGGUCAUGUGGGAUAAGUUGUUUGGUACCUACCUUCCCCCUACUACUCUUCACUGUGUACCAUCUAAUUAG